AUGAACGAGCCGACACCUUACAGCCAUCGAUUCCUAGCUUGCGAGGACGCCGCAGCACAUGGAAUGAGGCAGGCUGCCCAUGUGCUCAUCUGCGUUGCGCAUGCCGUUCAAAAGACGCGGGUCUUGGAGCAUUGUGCGGCCAAUCACCAAGGUUUGGGGUUGACGGCUCGACGUUUCCAGGGCUCCUCGUUGCGUACAACGGUGCUGACCAGGCACAGGUUCACCAAGGGUGACCGCGUCGAGCCAGCAGCGGAAGGAGGCCAGAAACGUGUGGAGACAUCGCGAAAGCGCACCAUCCUCUGUGGCGGUGCACUACUCGAUGGCACCCACUUCGUCGCCUGUCCGGAGCGUGUCCGAGUCCGAUGCCACCAAGGCUGGCAUAGUUCUGCCGCCUUACCGCUGGCCGCCGACCACACGUUCGGGAGGCUGUCGGGCUUUAGGGCAUUGCCGGGCCAGGAUCUUUUGCUGCCUGCCUGCGCGCUGCCGCUGCGGCUGGCGCCCACCUUGCCCGCACAGGAUGGCAGUGUACCUAGCGUGAUCCAACGUGCUAUCCAUGAAUGCCUGCAACCGGCUCAGCGCGAGCUCCCGGAGCCUGGCGAGCGGAUCACGGUUCCCGCCGCGCUUGUUCAACGUCCGCGAAACCGAGUAUGGCUGCCACCUCGCGCACCGCCCGAGCCGGCGCUGCUGCGCUCAGCACAGUCUCGGCCGCUGCUGCCGCAUGGCUCGGUCGCUCCUCCGGAUGGUGGGCAUGGGGACAUGGCUGUGGCACGACCGUCGAUGUCUACGGCGAUCACCAUGCUGUUUGCUAACUUCGAUGUGCCGUGCGUCGUGCCCAUCCAGUUUCAUGUCAGCAAGACGCACAUCCAGCGCCACCCGUGGUCUAUAGCUUCGCGGCAAACUCUGGCAAGAGCGCCCUCAACGCGAUUGGCGCGCGCAGCAGCCAGAGCCUUGGGUGCCAGUCUCCUUGAUUUUUCCUUCGCCGGCACCGCGAAUGUGUUGACGGCGGCCAGCCCCUGCUCAACGAGGUCCUAG
This is a messenger RNA of Symbiodinium necroappetens, 1032 nucleotides long. The record is from the annotation of a GenBank genome assembly. Lineage: Eukaryota; Dinophyceae; Suessiales; Symbiodiniaceae.